Messenger RNA from Andrographis paniculata, 2127 nucleotides. Its product is annotated as D-lactate dehydrogenase [cytochrome], mitochondrial. Gene Ontology annotation, biological process: lactate catabolic process. The transcript is spliced from 18 exons. Gene Ontology annotation, cellular component: mitochondrion. The coding region runs from base 82 to 1806 and encodes 574 amino acids. NCBI's taxonomy places the organism in Eukaryota, Viridiplantae, Streptophyta, Magnoliopsida, Lamiales, Acanthaceae. Gene Ontology annotation, molecular function: D-lactate dehydrogenase (NAD+) activity; D-lactate dehydrogenase (cytochrome) activity; FAD binding. The record is from RefSeq and is a predicted model, not a curated record.
AUAAUUGGGGACUGGGAGUCAAACGACAGCUGAUUCAUCCUAUCCUAAAUUCUUCUAUCGUAAUCCUCGGUCCUAGCGGCCAUGGCGUUCUCCUCGUGGAUCUCCCGCCUGCGUUCUUCCUCGAGCAAGUUUAGAUGCUACUUUACUCACAAGCAGGCCGCGGCGCUGAUUAGGGCUGAUGCGGAGGUUUUCGGUAGUGAACAUGUUCGGAAAUCACGUGCAUCGACUGUCGCGGCCCGUUCUUUGAUUCCGUGGGCUAUUGCUGCGUCCACUGCCACCCUCGCUUUUCAGUCAUAUCAGGAAGCCGGUCCGUCACUCUGUGAAGCUCCAAAUCAUGAUCGUAAAACAAAAUUCAGAAAUCAUGGUAUGGGUGGCAAAGAUAGCACACAAUACUUGGUAAAAAGUCUUUCUAGACCAGUUCCCCAAGAGCUUCUUGAAGAAAUAAAGACAAUCUGCAAGGACAAUAUGACGAUGGACUAUGAUGAGAGGUACUUCCAUGGGAAGCCACAGAACAGCUUCCACCUGGCAGUGAAUAUUCCUGAUAUAGUUGUUUUCCCAAGAAACACUGAGGAGGUAUCUAAGAUAGUUGCAUCAUGUAACAAACAUAAGGUUCCUAUUGUGCCAUAUGGUGGAGCCACGUCAAUUGAAGGCCAUACAUUAUCACCUAGUGGUGGAGUUUGCAUUGACAUGACACAAAUGAAACAAGUCAUAUCUUUAAAUGUAAAGGAUAUGGAUGUGGUUGUUGAACCUGGGAUUGGGUGGAUGGAGCUUAAUGAGUAUCUUGAACCUUACGGAUUAUUCUUCCCUCUAGAUCCUGGUCCAGGAGCAACCAUUGGUGGAAUGUGUGCUACACGAUGUUCGGGUUCCUUAGCUGUAAGGUAUGGCACCAUGCGUGAAAAUGUCAUUAACCUCAAGGCUGUUUUAGCCAAUGGAGAGGUUGUCAAGACUGGAUCUCGUGCCAGAAAAAGUGCUGCAGGGUAUGAUUUAACAAGACUCAUGAUUGGAAGUGAAGGAACUUUGGGGGUUAUAACAGAAGUUACAUUACGUCUCCAAAAGAUUCCCAAAUGCUCGGUGGUAGCAAUGUGUAACUUUCCUACAAUUAAAGAUGCAGCUGAUGUUGCUAUUGCAACUAUGCUAUCUGGCAUCCAGGUAUCAAGGGUGGAACUUCUGGAUGAAGUUCAAGUGAGGGCAAUCAACUUUGCAAAUGGGAAAAAUUUGCCUGAAGUUCCGACCUUGAUGUUUGAAUUUAUUGGCACAGAAGCAUACUCACGCGAACAGACACUAAUAGUUCAGAAGAUAGCUUCAGAGCACAAUGGCUCAGAUUUUGUGUUCACAGAGGAACCUGAAGCUAAAAAGGAACUUUGGAAGAUAAGAAAGGAAGCACUUUGGGCUUGCUUUGCCAUGGCACCGAACUUUGAGGCAAUGACAACGGAUGUAUGCGUUCCUCUAUCACGGCUUGCGGAAAUAAUAUCCAGAUCCAAACAAGAAUUAGAUGCUUCGACUUUAUUAUGCACAGUCAUUGCUCAUGCUGGCGACGGGAACUUCCACACAAUUAUUUUGUUCGAUCCCAAGGAUGAUGAACAACGAAAAGAGGCUGAGAGGUUAAACCACUUCAUGGUGCAUUUGGCUCUGGACAUGGACGGGACUUGCACAGGCGAACAUGGUGUCGGCACUGGGAAAAUGAAGUAUCUGGAAAAAGAACUUGGAAUUGAGAACUUGAAAACCAUGAAAAAGAUCAAAGCUGCUUUGGAUCCUAAUGACAUCAUGAACCCAGGAAAGCUAAUUCCCCCUCAUGUCUGUCUCUAGAGGUCGUAUCCUACUCCCAACUCUGUUUCUGUAACAAUCAAUAGUUAUUUGUAUUCAAGCAACUACUUGUUUUACAAAUUUUCAUCACUACACAUUUUCCAGAAUAACUUAUAGUAGUAGUAGUAGUAGUAGGUGGUGUAUUGUAUUUGUAAUUAUAAUAUUGGGCCGUUCAGCCCAAAUAUGGGCCCAAUAUAAGUGGAACCAUUGUUGGUGUUUGACUACCUGGAGAUGGUUUUCUUCUGUCCGGAAACCUUUCUUUCUAUCAAGAAUUCAUCCAUCCAUGAUCCAUAAUAAAUGUAUACAUCUGUCCUUUUCUUUCUA